This is a messenger RNA of Penicillium brasilianum, 2242 nucleotides long. NCBI's taxonomy places the organism in Eukaryota, Fungi, Ascomycota, Eurotiomycetes, Eurotiales, Aspergillaceae. The record is from the annotation of a GenBank genome assembly.
CCAAGACGGGCUGAAAGUCCUUCCCCGCAUGGUGGUGCGAUACCCUUUCAAGCAAGGAUAUUCCACUGACCGGCUAUUUCCACGUAUUCAGCCACCGUUCAGUGAUGUUUGCCGAGCAUUGGCCAAUGCGGGUCACUGUCGUAUCUAAGAUCGCAUCCCACCCAUCCCCAUGGGGUUGUGACCUGCCCGUUGCACCCUGAACUUUAACCCCAGUGCCCCCAUCUCCCGACCUCCCCACCCGCCCAGAGCUGGGGGUGCAUACUACACAAAGCACACCAGCUCUCGCUUUGGCCAUGUCUGACCAUGUGGUGACCAAGAUCUCUUGGCUAUUCAACACUGGCUCGGAUUCGUGGAGGUAUUCCCCCUCAUUUGCUCGCCUUGACUGCGUUCUCUUCUCGUUCCUAUAGGCUGAAUGAGAGAGCCAAGAACGAAGCUGGUGCGGAUGACACCUUCUAUGGACAGCGUCGCAGUCUGAGCUCGAGAUAUAUCAGUAGCCGACGGUAAUCGGGCUUCUCAAGAUGAUUACCAUGGACUGACUUAAAUCAACACUUUUGACCCACAUUUGCACAUAGCUGGCCUAUAUUUCCAUAAUUAUCUUGUUUCUUUUGAUCUUGCAAAGGGCUACACUUUCAAUAUGUCGUGGUUCCUUCAAAAGAUCGUCCACAAUGAGGCGAUGAGGACUGAUCCUAAGGAGAUCUACGGAUGGAGAGUCUAUGCGCUGGCUUGCUCUGCAUGCUUUGGCGGGAUGCUUUUUGGGAUGGACUCUGGGAUCAUCGGGGGAGUCUUGACCAUGUCAGGCUUCAAAGCCAAAUACGGCUUGACGGGCCUAAGCAAGACUGCACAGGCCAACUUAUCUGCCAACAUCGUCUCCACUCUUCAGGCAGGUUGUUUCUUCGGAGCCCUGAUAGCCUCCCCUGCGGCCGAUCGAUGGGGAAGAAGGUAUGCCCUACUUGGUGCAGCAGUUCUCGGAAUCCUCGGUGUCAUUAUGCAAGUAGCCGCUAGUGGUCAUCUUGAGGCAAUGUAUAUUGGACGCCUCAUCACCGGCUUUGGCGUUGGCUCUGCCUCAAUGAUCAACCCCCUUUACGUCUCAGAAAACGCACCACGCGCUAUUCGUGGUGGUCUGACUGGCCUAUAUCAACUCUUCAUCACAAUGGGAAUUAUGCUUGCUUUCUGGAUCAACUAUGGCUGUCUGUUGCAUCUGAAGGGCUCAGCUAUGUACCUUGUUCCCCUCGCAAUGCAGGCCUUGCCCGCAGUACUCCUUUUUUUCGGAAUGCUUUUCUGCAAUGAAUCGCCUCGCUGGUUGGCCAAGCAAGACCGGUGGGAAGAGGCGCGCGCGACUUUGUCAAAAGUCCGAGCCCUUCCCCCUGACCACCCAUACGUGGAAGAAGAGUUCCAGGCUAUCGCGGCCCAGCUGGAACAGGAGCGUGCGCUGAUCGGUGGUUCCGGUUUCUGGGAUUUGAUGAAGGAGAUGUGGUUGAUUGCUGGUAAUCGUAAACGUGCUAUGAUAUCGAUCUUCUUGAUGGUCUGCCAGCAGAUGACCGGCACAAAUGCUAUUAAUUACUACAGUCCCCAGAUCUUCCAGAACUUGGGUAUUGUGGGCAAUGCAACCAACCUUUUCGCAACCGGCGUCUACGGUAUCGUGAAAAUGGUCAGCUGCGGCGUCUUCCUCGUCUUCGUUGCUGACUCUCUCGGUCGUCGCCGCUCACUUCUCUGGACGUCCAUCGCCCAGGGUCUAGCGAUGUUGUACAUUGGCCUGUACGUUCGUAUUGCCCCUCCAGUGGGAGGAGCUCCAGUCAUUCCAGCCGGCUACGUCGCCCUUGUUUGCAUCUUCCUUUUUGCAUCUUUCUUCCAGUUUGGCUGGGGCCCUGUCUGCUGGAUCUAUGUCUCUGAGAUCCCGAGUGCUCGACUCCGAUCACUUAAUGUUUCUUUUGGUGCGGCGACACAAUGGUUGUUUAAUUUUGUCGUUGCUCGAGCUGUGCCGGUCAUGUUGGCCACGGUCGGUGCGAAUGGCUAUGGUACUUACAUCAUCUUUGCAUGCUUCUGCUUCUCCAUGUUCUUCUUUGUGUGGUUCUUUAUCCCAGAGACUAAGGGCUUGUCACUCGAGAAAAUGGAUGAUCUCUUUGGCGUCACCGAGUUGAUUCAGCACAAGGCAGCUGAUCCCGAGCAUGGGAUUGUCACUGCAGAUGCGGACAAAAUCGCUGGCUCUCAUGUUGAGCAUGCAGAAUCUGGUGCACAAAGAUAA